This is a messenger RNA of Monascus purpureus, 4520 nucleotides long. Lineage: Eukaryota; Fungi; Ascomycota; Eurotiomycetes; Eurotiales; Aspergillaceae. The record is from the annotation of a GenBank genome assembly.
CAAUGAUCUUCUGUAUCCACCCGCUAUAAAGGGGCAAGCAACUUAGCUUGCUGCGACCUUCCUGUCCGUUUGCCGAGUCUAUAUCAGGUAUGCGCCCCGACCCGCGAAGAUGACCAGGUUGCGGGGAGCUUCGACAGGCUCGCCAGAUACUCCGCGAACGCCCUUAUCCACUGAGAGGCCUCAAUUCUACUGGUCAAAACUCCCACAGAAUGCUCCCGAUAUCAUCGUUCUGAACACCAUCCAGGUGUCAGAUCCUGCCCGGGUUCUGGCAUGGCAAAGAGACGAUCGAAGGAGGCAGUUCAAUCUCUUGGUCCGCAGGUACAAGAAUCAACUUCUUUACGGUUGUCAAGAUCCCGAGUGCCAUACUCCAACUUGUGCUAGCUUCCGGAAAAGGGUGAUCGAAGGACCCUAUCGUCGUUAUACGGAGUUGAGUGCGCGGACACUGGCUUGCUAUUUAGCCAGCUUGGACAAUGCAGAAAGUGGGCUAUGUCGUAACGUUCCAAAAGUUCCAUCGGAGUUUCCGUCGCAAGUUUCUAUGCGCCGCCCUAGGCGACAAAGACAUACACACAAUGGAAUUGGAGAACACAAUGCGCCACCGGGCCAUUACCAGGGCACCGACGAGAUGGUUCCAGCAGGUCAGGUGCCUCUUGAAAGGGAUUCCCAUCCCACUCAUUUAGCCGGGGUUCCUGAAAACAGAUAUAUGCCACAUUUCGAUGUGCAUGCACAAGGCGGAAGCUCUCUUGAUCAUGGAAAUCCCCAAACUCGGAGGAUGAAGGACCCAAAGUCCUUCACGCAAAAUUUAUUUGACACCCUAUCGCUCCGAAUGGUAGAAUGGCUUCCUCUUCGUCGAUCUAUGGGCACAUUUGAAUCGGAGCCCGAUCACUCGUCGAUUCCCCAGGCCGUGGCGCAGUCACCGAGGCUGGAGAGUCCGCAGAGACAAACUCAUGCAAGUACGGAAAGGUCUCAUUCGAACCACGACCGGACAAUCGGAUCUAACUUGCCGGGAAAAGGCACUCCAAAGACCCCUUCAUCACGAAUCAUAAGUGGUCAACCGGCGGCCCUGGAACUGAAACUUCCUAGUCAACAUCUGAAACGACUCUCAUUUACAGAGGUCGACUCCUGGCGCCAAAGUCCACGGCCAACUCCGGAGGAGAAGACGCGAUCCGAACGCAAGCCAACUAGAACACUCUCAAUCAAUGCAUGUUCGGAGUCCAAUGAGUUUGUGAGCAUGCCUUCCCCACCGGCGUUAAAACACCGCCCACAGAAGCACCGAGGCAAAGUGAUCGAUGCAAAUGGCGUCAUUCGCAGCCAACAUAAAAAACAGAGACGCGUUUCCUGGGAUGGGUCGAAGAUUCUAAAUGAUGCUCAACGUCGAGAAACCCCAAAGCCGCCUCAGGUGCCACGCGAUCGGCCAGCUGCUGAAGCAGUCUCUCAUGAUUCGAAGUCGAAGCGCAAAGACAAACGCCGCCAGUAUAGUGCAUCCCAGUCCAUCCAAACGGUGACACACUUAACAAGUGAUAUUAUUGACGGGUUGGGUCAGAUCAUGGUUCAAUCGGAUGAAGAAGCUCAAAGGUGGAAGGAUGAGCUAUCUUGCAUGGAGCUUGCAGGUAGCUUUGAUGAUCCAGAAUGGCAAUUUGCAACGCCCCGCCAACAACAAGUAUUCGCUUUUGUGGCUCAGUCUGUCUUUUAUGUACUCAGCAGCACAAGGCAGAUUCUUCGGUCGUUUCGAGAGGAUUCGACCAGCACGAAUGAAAGGAAACAGAGAUCUGUGAAUGCCCGCCUUGACCUCCCACAAUUACAAAUCUCAUUCCGGAGGCUUUUCGACGUUUGCCCCUGGGAUAUCGCUUUGCAGAGCAUAUGGGGUGCUCUGGAAAAGCUAUUUAUUCCUCCCAAAGAGCUAUCUAUAACUGUCAAGCAUUCCCGCCGCCCAUCUCGCAGCUCGACAUCAAUAUCACCCGUUUCGAAUCCCGUAAACCAAUACCGAGAGUUUGAAGGGGUGACGGGUGAGCAUAUAUCGGAUGACAACGCAGCUUAUGUUGCGACUGUCGCACUUUUCGCUUUGGUUAGCUCGCUUCCCGAGGUAGAUACGCAAACUUGGCGUGGCAUUCUUCAAAUGCGUUCUGCUGGGACACUGGCUCCAGACGCGGAAAUGCGAAAUCUUUCAUCUAUUAAAUCUCAACUUAUCGUACGGGUCACGGACAAACUUGAACAUGAACUGGCUUUACGCUUGGUUAGCCGUUUCGUCCGUGCUCUUACGGCACGAUUGGCAUUCCAUGAAAUAUCAAAAACGCGACGAGUCUACACACAGGAUUCCCCUAAACAGCGCAGGCCCAGUGUCCUGGAUUUAAUAUUAGACAACCUAAGCGAACACCAUAGUCUGAUAACGGCUGGGUCCGGCAGUCCACCCUUGACCAAGUUCCCUGGGCCAUCUGCUAUCAUUGUCGAAUGGCUGCGAACGCUGCUCCUCAGAGAGUGGGAUGGUAACCCUGAGAUGGCCAGAAGCAGUGCUGCUGGCGGUGCUGUGCAGAUAUUGGCGUCCAUGUAUAAGGAACGAAAUCGGUUAGGUCUUGUCCCGGAAGACUUCCAUACCCCAUUUCUAUCUGAAAGGCUGGACCCCAUGGAAAUGCCUGUGGAUUGGCUGAACCGUUCGCCCAACAACAAAACAAUACACCUUCUGUCGUAUUCUUUCCUCUUCCCUCCCUCUGCACUGGUUACCUACUUCCGUGCUGUGAACCAUUCAACUAUGUCCAAGUACUACGAAGCGGCAAUGACUACAACGAGACAUGUUACCCAGACGGCCUUCAGUGCCAUACAUGUAAGUGACGACGUUGGACUUCUAGCACGCAUGAAGACGUCUAUGUCGACAUAUCUCGUCCUUAUGGUUUCUCGGGACCAUGUCCUCACAGAUGCUAUGAACCAGCUUUGGCGGCGUGAGAGACGGGAGCUUAUGCGGCCGCUGAAGGUGCAAAUGGGAAUGGAUGAGGGUGAAGAGGGUGUCGAUCACGGCGGUGUUCAACAAGAAUUCUUCCGAGUGGCCAUGGCAGAGGCUCUGAAUCCUUCCUAUGGCAUGUUCACCACGGACAGUCGAACGCGGAUUUCUUGGUUCCAACCUUGCGCUAUGGAGCCGUUAUACAAAUUCGAGCUUUUGGGCCUUCUGAUGUCGAUUGCAGUUUAUAAUGGCCUAACGCUUCCGAUAAAUUUCCCAACCGCACUGUAUCGCAAGCUGCUUGGGCUUAAGGUGAAGCACCUUGAUCAUGUCAGGGACGGUUGGCCAGACCUUACCAGAGGUCUCGAGGAACUAUUGAAAUGGAAAGAUGGCGACGUGGGCGACAUUUUCAUACGGACUUAUGAGUUCAGUUUCGAGGCGUUCGGCAGCGUAAGGACGGUCAAUAUGCAGAGAAUUGACCGAGACGCUGUUUGGCCUGUGCCUUCUGAGUAUGCGCAGUCUAAGAAGAAUCGUUCGACUAUCUCAGUGGAGGGGACGUCUGGCUCACAGCCCGAAAUGGUAGCUGAAACAGUUGAUUCAUCUUUGGAUGGUGAAGCCAAUAAGAAGACGGACAACGCAGUACCAUCUCAACCUCCAACACCCACAGGAGACGAAGAGGAAGAAGAGGCCCCUUUGGUAACAAACCAGAACCGUCACCAAUUUGUCAAAGACUAUACCUUCUGGUUGACGGACAAAUCAGUUCGCGCACAAUAUGAAGCCUUUGCACGUGGAUUCUAUACCUGUCUGGAUCGGUCAGCGCUCUCUAUUUUUACGCCAGAGGCCCUGAAAUCGGUUGUUGAAGGCAUCCAGGAGAUUGACAUGAGAGAACUGGAACGGUUUGCUCGGUACGAAGGUGGGUUUGGUCCUACGCACCGAGUAAUUCGCGAUUUCUGGAGCAUUGCGAGGCGCUUCUCUCCAGAGAAGAGAGCAAGGCUCUUGGAGUUCGUCACCGCUAGCGACCGUGUCCCAGUGAAUGGUAUCUCGAGCAUCAUGUUUGUGAUCCAGAAGAACGGCAUGGGUGAUGCUCGUCUCCCGACCAGUUUAACUUGCUUUGGCCGACUGCUGCUGCCAGAAUACUCAUCGAAGAGUGUUCUAGAGGAAAAAUUGAGCAAAGCACUGGAGAACUCUCGCGGAUUUGGUGUUGCAUGAGUUUUCAUUAAGAGCGCUGUAUUGGGGUAUACGCAUGUGCGCAUUUCGGUAUAUGUCCAGGUUCGGUCCCUUCUCGCAUCUUACAUAUAAUGAAGGGGGGGCCUGAAGUUCAUCAGCCUCCUUUUGGGUUACGGAUCUUGUUUUAUUGUACUGGCUUUGGUUCAUGAAAGCCGCUUCGGUCUUUCUCGCUUCAUUCGGGUCUUGAAUGGUCGCAUAAAAUCCCAUAUCAAUAUUAUUACAUAUUCACCUGGGAAUAAUAAUUCUUGGGGAUUAAAUAUUCCUAAUACCCAAAAAAGGACGAGAACCACUACAAACUAGACUAUAGAGGCGCGUACAAGGGUAGAGAAAUCAUACCUUGUCGUGAGUUGUCUAUCGUUAGCAUUUC